GGCAGCCUGUCCGUUGUCAGCGAGAAUUGCAUUUAAAGGGACAGGCUGGAAGGGGAGGUCUUGAGGACUGGUCUCUUGCCUAGUGCAGCGGCCAGGUCAAAGAAGGGGCGGGCGGGCGGGGGGGGAGCGGGGCUGCGCCUGCCCUCCAGCCUCCAGGGAGCAGGAUGAGUGCCUGGCAGGACCAGCAGCAGCAGCCUCCGGCAGAUGCAGGAGCGGACGGGGCUGCCGCCGCGCCGGCUUCCUCCUCCGAGGAAGAGGAUGAUGGCAUGACCUGGUGGUACCGGUGGCUCUGCAGACUGUCCGGCAUCAUCGGGGGCAUCUCAUGUGCCUUCUCCGGGCUCUGGAACUGUGUGACCAUCCACCCUCUCAACAUAGCCGCCGGUGUUUGGAUGAUAUUGAACGCCUUCGUCCUCCUCCUGUGUGAAGCUCCCUUCUGCUGCCAGUUUGUGGAGUUUGCAAACAACGUAUCGGCGAGGGCAGACAAGCUACGGCCGUGGCAGAAGGCCUCGUUCUACUGCGGGAUGGCUAUCUUCCCCGUCAUACUGAGCCUGACGCUGACAACACUGAUAGGAAACGCCAUUGCGUUCGCUACCGGAGUGCUGUAUGGACUCUCAGCCCUGGGCAAGAAGGGAGAUGCCAUCACCUACGCCAGGAUGCAGCAGCUGCAGCGGAAAUUCACCAGUGAGGAAGGGCAGACUGGGACCGUUGCUGCUCAGGCAGUGUGACGUCCCAUUUUGAAACCACUCGUCGUGGGAGUCAUUUCCUGUCUGGACACUGAAAAGCAAACCUUGGGAAAUUCCAUUCUGGUAAAACCUUGUUCUAAAUCUCUUCCAAACCUUCAUUCCCAGCCAGGGGAGCACAGAAGGAAGACACAAGCCCCUUCUCCCCGAGAACAUCUGUAAAAAUACAAAACAAAGCCGAAUGAAUGCAACACUGUGACUCUGAAAUGCUGCAGCUUUAAGUGGGCGGGGUUUGAAGCAAGACCUCUCUCUCUGCCCCACUCAGUUCUCAGGUUGGAUUGGAACCAAAAAGGGUGAAAAGCCCCAUUCAUCCACACUAGUGUGGUGUCAUCUCAGUUAUCCCUUAAAAUGCUGCUCGGUACAGAUUUUGUAUCGUACCUCGUAUCUGUAUCGCACCUCCGAUACAGAUUUCAUGACUCUGUAUGGUACUUACGGGAUUCUCAAGAUGCUGCAUUCCUAGGAUUUGAUUUUUAUCAGGGGGUUGGAGGAAGCCAAUUUGAAAACUCAAACGAUGGCACCCAAUCCCCAGAAUGCUCACUUACAGGGCUGUUGAGUGGAUUUUUGAGUAACCAUGCUCUGAUUUGGUGUCUACUUAAUGCUGUGAACUUGGGGUGUGGGGGGCAGUUUGUGAACUUUAGGGUAUUUACUCCCCAACUCUCUGAAAGAUUGGGGGGCUGUCUUUAUGCACAAUGGAGAACCUUCUCUGAUCUACAUUUUAAAUUCUGUAGCCAUUUUAGAACUGGACAACUGUGUGCUGGUUAUGAGAUGCAUUUUCUUAGGGGGAGAAAUUAACUUGAGCAUUUUUUGGGGUGUGUGUGUGUUUCUCCGUCUUUCCAGUGUGAACUUCUUAGAUCAGUAGCUACUGCUGUUUAGAGAGCGGGCAGGAUCAUAGUAAUUUCUCAGGCCACCUCUAGGAUGUGGAAAGGGCAGGCAUUUAUCAGGGCUCCCUACCCCAGAAGACUUCCCUUCUUGCACCAAAGAAGAUCAGAAGUGGUGUAAGAGGACAUCUGAUCCCUGUCUCUUUGCCUCCCCCAUGUUAGGGGGCCACAAGGGCCCUGAGCAUGCCGGAGCCACAACCAUUGCAAGCCUCUUGUGUGCAGAAUUCGGGUUCCUUAAAGCAAUAACUAAAAAGGGAUCAACCACUUACUAUUAUUUUGUUUAUUUAUGUAUGUAUUCAAGCCUUCCAAAAAGGGCCCGGGGCGGUUUACGCAGGGAAAUAACAGACAAAUGAGAUGGCUCCCUGUCUCCAAAGGGCUCACAAUCUAAAAAAGAAAUAUAGGAUAGGCACCAGCAAGAGCCACUGGAGGGAUGCUGAGCUGGGGUCGGAUAGGGCCAGUUACUCUCCCCCUGCUAAAUGAAGAGGAUCACCACGUUAAAAAGGUGCCUCUUUGCCAAGUUUGCAUAUUAUUAUUUCAUUCAUUAAUUUAUAUGACUCCAAAGGCUCUAGGCAGAUUACAAAAAUACCACAAUAAAAACAUAAUAAAACUAAUUGUUAAACCAUUAACGUUUAACACAUUCAGAGAUUACCGCAAUUGAGUCUAAAGCUCAGUCCAGUUCUUUUUGCUUCUGAGCCGUAUUCCUCUUCUGUUCACCCUGUGCAGACUAUCUAUGGGCGUAGCAUCCAUUGGACAAGGGGCAGACAAAUGUCCCCCGGCCGGGGUCAGGGGGCCCACAAGGGACCCACAAGGUUUGGGGUCCGUGCGCCCUGCUGCGGCCGACCUGCAGGUGGGGCCCAUGGUGCUUUCUCUCGCCCGCCAUGCUUCCUCCUCCUCCUCCCUCUCGCUGCUGCUCCGCCUCCUGGCCACCAUGCAGGAACCGCCAGAAGAGGGGCUGCCUGGCCCUGAUCCGCCGCCACACCCUCAGCGGAUGGCUGCCCAUCUCUGCGCUGUUGAGCUGGCACUUGGCCACAGUGGUGGCGGCCACCCAAAUGGUGCCGUAGGAACAGAGGAAGCUGCUACAUACUGAGUCAGACCCUUGGUCUAGCUCGCUCAGUAUUGUCUUCACAGACUGGCAGCGGCUUCUCCAAGGCUGCAGGCAGGAGUCUCUCUCUCAGCCCUAUCUUGGAGAUGCUGCCAGGGAGGGCACUGGGAACCUACACUCGCUUCCCAGAGCGGCUCUAUCUCCUAAGAGGGGGAAUAUCUUGCAGUGCUCACUCUUCUAGUCUCCCUUUCAUAUGCAACCAGGGCAGACCCUGCUUAGCUCUUGGGGAGGGGAGAGGAAGGCUUGGGUGGGCUGGGUUGCCCCUACUCCUUGUGUCUGACAUCAGACGCAGGGGGCGUCUCAACUUUGUCCCCUGGCCGCCGGGAACCUUGCUACGCCCCUGCACUAUCCGUUGGCAUUUCAUUGAUUGUUUUCUCCUUAAUCUGCUUUGGGAGACCAUCCUUACAGUAUUUCAUCCUUUAAAGUUUUAUUUAAGGCCAUUCUGGUGGCGAUCGAGUUUUGUUGUGCACGGAACACGCACUAGGCAUAGCUGCUUGUUGAGAAAUGAGUGUGUGUUUUUAACGUUGGAUGCCUCUCUUUAGGAAAGGAGAUGGAGCUACGGAUUUGGGACCUUAAAGGAAGCGUCACGGCUGGCUAAUUUAAGUCUUUUCGUUGUAGACUGUAUGAGAACUUUCCUUUCCUGCUGCGGUCUUGAAUUCCAUCAGGCAGGAGGUCAGUAUUUAGACUAUCCAUGGGCGUAGCAUCCAUUGGACAAGGGGCAGAGAAAUGUCCCCCGGCCUGGGUCAGGGGGCCCACAAGGGACCCACAAGGUUUGGGUCAGUAUUUAGGUCAGUAUUUAGCAGUUGGAUGUGUGGAGAACAAGGAGAAAUGGUUGAACUUCCUUUACAAGUUGAGGGUUGAGACGAGGCAACUGAUUUUCCCGGCUGCACAUGGUGAAAAUCAGGGUUUUGGAGGAAGAGACCAUGAAAACUCACCCUUUUCUCUGAUUAUUAUAAUUUUUUUAAACACUGAACAAAAUUGGUUUGGUUCUGGGGCAUGAAGACAAAGGGAAGCAGCUUUUCUUCUGGAGACUGGAUUCUGCACUGUAACAUUUCCUACUGUACAAUAAAGCCUCUUGCACACAACGCUUGUUUCCCCCCGGUAUGCAAUGCUGUUGUGUGGGUACGCACUUAUUACCUGGCUGACGUGCCCAAAAACGUUGCGGUGCUUUUGACGUGCAACUUAAUCUUGAAUUUGCAAUCAUCAUUUAGUUCUGGGGUCCCCUCUGGAAUUCGUUAUAGUAUAAUUGCAUAAUGAAAGCGUGUGGCCUGGAAGUUCAUUUCCCAGAAUGCCUUGAGGCAAGCGAGACAGCCCUGAACCUCCCUGUCGCUUUCUUGGCUGUAGAUUGAAGACCCUUUCCCGGGAAGCACACGAUAAACAGUCGCGAUGCAAUGUUACAUUUAUAUACCACCUUUCAAGGAAAUGACUUGACUAGCAAGCCAGAGGUUGCCGGUUCGAAUCCCCACUGGUCUGUUUCCCAGACUAUGGGAAACACCUAUAUAUUAUCGGGCAGCAGCAAUAUCGGAAGGUGCUGAAAGGCUUCAUUUCAUACUGCGCGGGAGGAGGCAAUGGUCAACCCCUCCUGUAUUCUACCAAAGACAACCAUAGGGCUCUGUGGUCACCACGAGUCGACACCAAUUCGAUGGCACGCUUUAUGUUAGUUUUUUCAAGAACAACAAAAUUUCUCCACAGUGUUAUACAUAACCUCUUUUUUAAAAGGUUCUCUAUCCCAAAGGGGUUCACAAACCCAACCCAAAUGCCAGCAACAGCCAUGGGAGAGCCAGCGUGGUGUAGUGGUUAGAGUGCUGGACUAGGACUGGGGAGACCCGAGUUCAAAUCCCCCUUCAGCCAUGAGACUUGCUGGGCAACUCUGGGCCAGUCACGUCUCUCUCAGCCUAACCUACGUCACAGGGUUGUUGUGAGGAGAAACUUAAAUAUGUAGUACACCGCUCUGGGUUCCUUGGAGGAAGAGCGGGAUAUAAAAUGUAAAAUAAUAAUAAUGCUGGGCUGGGCUGGACAGGGACAGUCGCUCUCCUCCUGCUAAACAGAAGGGAGCCCCCACUUGAAAAGGGGCUUCUCGACCCAGUUAGCAGGGAAUACUUUACGAAUAUGGAGAAAUGGUACUGCGUGCGACAGUGCAAGGUGUGGCUAAAGUAUCUAGCGCAUGCGCAGUGGCCGUGUGUGCACAGGCAGAUUGCUGGUGCCGUGCCUGGAAAAGCGGUGGGGCAGUGGAGGACAGGUAAGGAUCCGCUUGCUUGCUGUUAAAAAGGAACCGAUCCCCGCCUUGCCAAACCGGUUCGAAUGUGGGUGCCCGAGCCAGUUCGGCAUUUCCCUAAGGAGGCGCCGAACCGGUCCGGGGACAUUCUUACCAAGGGGUGAAUUUAGCACUAAACAGCCAGCUGCCUAGAGAGAUUUUGCUUGAGACAAGUAAACCAUUUUGUAGAUGGAGAAAACCACGGGCUGCUUCUUCCUUAGGGUUGGGUCUGCCGACUGUUAGCCCCGCCUAUGGUUAGUUACCCCGGCUAACUUCCCCCCCUUUUGCCGCUUCCCCCCUCCGCCUCCACUGGGUGCAUCUGACUGGCAACUGAAACAUGUGAACUGGUUCCCUGGAAAAUGGGGCCUGCUAUGAAGGAAACACACAUCGGAUUGGCUGAACCUCAAAUAAUGUCAUGUGUGACUUGUAGGCCAAAGAGAUUGGGAAUAUUGGAUAUAUGGGCUGAGGCUGGCCACAGAUGAACAGAGUCUGCUUGGGGAGUGGGGAGAAAGGGGCUUUGCACAGUGUUUGCCCAUGGAAGGGGUUGCCAGCUGUUGCACUACAACUCCCAUCACCCCCUGCCACGGUGGCAGGGGGUGAUGGGAGUUGUAGUACAACAGCUAGUGACCCCCUGAUUGGGAACCCCUGGUCUACAGAAAAAGGGAACAGUUUGAAAAUGAUGUGGGGGGAAUGGUUUGUACUUUGGGCCUCUAGGAAAUGGAAUGGAACUGGUUUUCAUUUGAUUGUAGAAUCUAUCGGCAACCGUCUUGUUGUCGGAUGGCUGAAACUGACCCUCUUUUGUGUAUGCAGUGAAUAAAAAAGACCAGUUCUACCUCUGGGAAGAACUUUGUGGUCGCAAAAUCUC
This is a messenger RNA of Hemicordylus capensis (graceful crag lizard), 5839 nucleotides long. RefSeq names its product calcium channel flower domain containing 1 (gene CACFD1). The transcript is spliced from 5 exons. NCBI's taxonomy places the organism in Eukaryota, Metazoa, Chordata, Lepidosauria, Squamata, Cordylidae. Gene Ontology annotation, biological process: vesicle-mediated transport. The record is from RefSeq and is a predicted model, not a curated record. Bases 165 to 725 code for a protein of 186 amino acids. Gene Ontology annotation, cellular component: membrane.